Protomyces lactucae-debilis is the source of this 1650-nucleotide messenger RNA. RefSeq lists its product as uncharacterized. Gene Ontology annotation, molecular function: mRNA binding; metal ion binding. The record is from RefSeq and is a predicted model, not a curated record. The coding region runs from base 141 to 1484 and encodes 447 amino acids. The transcript has 2 exons. NCBI's taxonomy places the organism in Eukaryota, Fungi, Ascomycota, Taphrinomycetes, Taphrinales, Protomycetaceae.
UACCGCCCUCCACAGGCUGCGUCGAGCGAGCAGACAGACUCCUACCUGCCAAGAGGCGAGCGUGGCUCUCUCAGCUGCCGUGCCUGGUGUAAGCAGCGUCAGAUCACAACGGAGCACUCUCUCGCGCAUACACAAUAGCCAUGUCGGUCCUCGCCACGCUGGCAUCGUCCAUCAGCGUUCCCCAGCGUCAGUCUCACACAGACAGACCCUUCACCCUCUCCAGUACUGCACUCCAAGCAGCGCGUAGCAAAGCAGAACGUGGCAUCAAGACACUCGCUGGCGAGUCCCCCCAGAUGUCCACCACCCAAGCUGAACCAUCCUGCGUCUCAGUCAAUUUUGCACCCAGGUACUCAGUAGAGCAGUACAAGCGUUUCCUCGAAGGAUCUGCCAUCAGUGUCGCGCGUGCCAGACAUGCUGCCUUCUCUCAAUCAGCAGGCGCUGCUACACAAUCGUUCGACGAGAGGCAGAAGCAAGAAAAGUCCAGCAAGCAGCAAAUGAGUCCCUUGCUCUCACCCGUCUCGUCACACUCAACACGCUCUGGUGGACCAGCAAGUAGGCACAAGUUGUACAAGACGGAACUCUGCAGGAACUGGCAGGAAUCUGGUUCAUGCCGCUAUCAAACGCGUUGUCAGUUUGCCCAUGGACCUGGCGAGUUGCGCGAUUCUGCACGACACUGCAAGUACAAGACGGAACCCUGUGUGUCUUUUGCUCAGCAAGGGCACUGCCCGUAUGGAUCGCGUUGCGUCUUCAUGCACUGCCAGGAGUCUCCUUCAUCCAGUAGCAACCAUGCCAUUAGUCCAGGUGACAUGGCAAAUGCAUCCUAUUUCCCCUUCAAGCGUACCUCCUUAUCAUCACUCACAUCCAAUGAAAGCAGCACGAGCAGCAACAGUCAGACAUCUCUGCUGGGUUCUUCGCCACUGGGCUCUCUGCCAGCAGGCUCACAGCUGUCUGCUUUCUCGGCCUCUCCCGUCUCACCGCUUGCGUCAGGUAUGGAUGCGUCAAGCUAUCUCACAAAUGAUGUUGUUGCCCAAAACUGGAAGAAUCGCGUGUAUGCUUUCGAUGUAGGGUAUCGAUCUGCUCUGCCAGAAGCACUUCUAGAUGAUUCGGACGAGUGCCCCUCUGCAUGUCCGGCAUUCAGGCGCUUGGCUUCCUGCGUGUAUCCAGAAAGAAGGCAUCUCAAGACGCUGAUGGAAGAGCGAUCGCGCUCAUCUUCUCCCAGCAGCUGGGAAGCAACUGAUGGCUACACCACACCACCACUCGAUUAUGCGGCACACCAAGCAUGGCUCGAUGAAUUGAUAGAGACACCACGACCUCCAGCCAGUCAGCGUGUAUUCCAACAACGCCACUGCGACAUGCAGCUCCGUCAAACAGGUCCAGUAGAAGCGUGCGCGUUCUCUGAACAGGUGCCCAUGCAUGCCAUCGGUCGCCAGGUUUGUUCCAACCUUUCCUUUCAUCCAGCAAGCGAUCUCUUGCGCGGUGGCUAGAAGCUACAAACCUCGUAAUCCGUUGGUCCCUCCUCUCAUGAUUGACCCUAUCGACGACUGCGCAGGACGCAGUCAAUGCUACAGCAAACGUGUGACACAACCGUCACGACACUUAUGACCUCUGCAACGACUUAUGAAAUCUCCAAGCGCAGUCAUUUCCAAGCGA